Messenger RNA from Naegleria gruberi, 2554 nucleotides. RefSeq names its product serine/threonine phosphatase. The record is from RefSeq and is a predicted model, not a curated record. Gene Ontology annotation, biological process: protein dephosphorylation. The transcript is spliced from 4 exons. The coding region runs from base 5 to 2554 and encodes 849 amino acids. NCBI's taxonomy places the organism in Eukaryota, Heterolobosea, Eutetramitea, Acrasida, Naegleriidae. Gene Ontology annotation, molecular function: protein serine/threonine phosphatase activity.
UAAAAUGUCCACAAACAAUCCAUACAAUUCUUUGAAUGUUGUCAGAGGCUCCACAACAACAGCAUCUGCUUCAUCACAACCAGCACGGAAGCAGCAUCACGGUUUGUUGGUGGGAAGAAGAAUCAUUGACCAACAAGAAGAGUACACUGAUACAAUUAAAGAUGAUGAUCAUUCAACAGCAUUAACACUCACGGAUUGCCGUAAGGAUCAUGAAAGAGGACCCGAAGUGAUUAUUCCUUUCCCCAAUCGUUCUCAUCAACAGGUAAAGAAGAGAAUAAGAGCAUCAGCUGGUUUUCAAGUUAAUCUAUUAUGUUCAGAGGUUUAUGAUGAUGAACAACACAAUUCUGAAUUAUUAACUCAUCAUGAGGAUGAUUUGGACCAUAGUCAGAAGGAAUAUGAUUUGAUAACUCCUCUCGAUAGCAAGCUUCCUGAUAGUUGCUUCCCAAUGACAAAGAAGAGAAUUAAACACCAUGCAGACAAUCAAACAUGCUCACAUCAAAAUAUCCAUACAAAAUAUUUAGAGAUUAAUUCAACAUCUACUUCGUGUGCUCCAUCAAUUAUCGAAUCACCAGAAAGCCCACAAGCUUGUGUUCCAUCCUGUCAUUUACCAAGUGAUAUUAUUGAAAUUAUAUUCAAUUUCAUGGAAGAUUCUUCGAGAAAGAUUGCAGAGUGGGUGAGCAUUGAUUUUCACAGAGCUUGUUUGCAAGUGGAGAAGAGAGACUUGUUCAGACUAUGGAAUUUGGAAAACUCUUGCCUUCUCAAACCAUUGAACGAAGACACUGUCAGUCCAAUACUCAUUACACAACUCGAAAGAAAAUUUCAAGUUAUUCUUCCAUAUCAUUUAAAGACCUUUCUCAUAGAAUUGAGUGAUGGAAGAGCAAGUUGGCAUAACAAAUUCCUUCACGUUUCAAACAUGUUGCUACCUAUUAGUGAAUGGAGAGAUGAAGGUGAACAAGUCAAGAUUGGUGAAACUUCAGAUGGCUCAACACUCAUACACUUGUGUAAACAGAAUGGCUCUCUCUGGUUUAAACAUACAAAACAUAGUGAGAUUGUAAAUUUUAAGAAUUGGAUUCAGAUGAAGAAGAAACACUUUUAUCAUGUUCACUACAACAUUGGUUCCAUUUUACAGAGAGAAAGUCUUCCAUAUUCAUUCCAUACAUACAGAGAGAUUCCAAGUAGUUGUAACUUUAAAACAAUAGUCAAAGCUAUGGUAACUCAGAACGGUAGCUUGUUUAGAUAUGCCAAUGAUACAUUGAAGGAUGAUGAAGAGGUUGCCCUUUGUGCUAUUCAAAAUAAUUCUUCAGCAUUUCAUGAAUGCUCUGCUGCACUCAAAGACAAUGUAAAUAUUGCUAAGGCUGCUGUAAAACAAAAUGGUUUCCUAUUGCAACAUAUUUCUCAAAGACUGAGAGAUGAGUUUGAUAUUGUGGAAUUGGCCAUUCGUAACAGACCAAUGGCUCUUCAAUAUGCAAGUACUACUUUGAAGAAGAACCCAAUAUUGGCAUAUCUUGCAGCAACAACUUGUGGUGAUGUGUUUGAGAAUGCUCUUCAAUUUGCAGGAGUAGAACUAAGAGCAAACAAAGAAUUCAUGGCAAAAGUAUUGAAUGUUAAAGGCAUUUGUCUAAAAUAUGCAUCUGAUGCUUUGAAGGACGAUGUCGACACGGUAUUUUUAGCUGUAAAUCAAAAGGGAACAGCUAUCCAAUAUGCCACACCAACCCUUAAAAGAGAUCUCACUGUCAUUUCAGCAGCUGUCUUUCAAGAUGCCAGAUCAUUGAAGUAUACUCCCGAGUCAAUUAAAUCCCAAAAACAAUUCAUAUUAGAUAUGAUCGAGCUUAAUCCAAAAGCUCUCGAGUUUGUACCAGAUCAUUUCAGACAUGAUAGAGAAGUUGUUUUAAAUGAGAUAGCUGUUCAAAGGGAUGGCAUGACACUCUAUUUUGCUUCUAAAACUUUGAGAGGUGACUUGCCAAUUGUUUUGGCAGCCAUUUCACAAACCGAUAAGGCAUUACAAUAUGCCACAUAUGAAUUUUCAAAGAUCAAACCAAGUUGUGGAGCUGCUGCAAAUGUUUGUUUUCUUACCAGUGAGUCAGUUUAUUGUGCAAAUUUGGGAGAUUGCAGAGCUUUGGUAUUUGUUGGUGAAAGUAAUAAUCAAUGUGAAUGCACAGUCAUGUCAAGAGAUCACAAAGCUCAUUAUGAAAAGGAAAGAAUGCAACAAAUUGGAGUUAAGGUUGUGAAUACACUCCCUUCUAGAACUUUUGGAGAUUUUCAAUACAAACAACCAGCUGUAAAGACAACUUUGAACAAACCAAAUUUAGAGGUUGAUGUAAUUAUAUCCACUCCUGAAAUUAGAUUCAUUGAUAUUUCUGGAAAGCAUGGAAGUGUUUUAAUAGCAUGUGAUGGUUUAUUCGACAAGUUGACCAAUGAAAAUGUUGAAAACUUGUUCAAAGAACUAAAAUUUGAAAAGGCAAGAACUUCCCAAGAAAUUGCUUUCGAUUUUUGUCAAACUGCCUUAGAAAAGAAAACGAAAGACAAUGUUUCUGUAGUAAUUGUGCAUUUUUAA